Molecule: messenger RNA, 1410 nt
Organism: Aspergillus welwitschiae
Lineage: Eukaryota; Fungi; Ascomycota; Eurotiomycetes; Eurotiales; Aspergillaceae
Product: transferase family-domain-containing protein
Exons: 1
Coding region: 1-1410 (469 amino acids)
Molecular function (GO): acyltransferase activity, transferring groups other than amino-acyl groups
Source: RefSeq, a predicted model, not a curated record
AUGGGUUCCAUCGCCCCCGACGUGCCAACAUUUACUCCGCUCGAACUCAUCGGCCCCCGAGGCUACAUGCGAUACGUGUUCACCUUCCCCUUAGGCGACGACUACGUGCUGGAGGAUGUGUCCAGAGCCCUGAAAGCCGGCUACGACGCCGCAGCCCAGCGCCUCCCCAUUCUAGCCUGCGAGGCCAUCCCCGACCCGACCGCCCGACAGGAUAGUGUAAUGAAGCUGCAGAUGCUAGGACCAAAUGCAGAAGAGCCUAUAUUAGUAAAAGACCUCCGAAUGCAGGACACACUCCCAAGCUAUGCCGAGCUCAAAGCCCAACACUUCCCGGUGGCCGCCUUCGACGCCGACACAUUGUGCCGCCGUGACAUCUGGCCGACAGAUCUAGGCGAACAUCUACCCAUCUCGCUCGUCCAAGCCAACUUCAUCCGCGGUGGAUUGAUCCUCACAUGGUGCAUCCUGCACAUGGCCGGCGACGGCAACUCCUUCCAGACAUGGAUGCGAGUUUGGGCAGAGGAAUGCCGUCGCGCACAAGGCGUGAAAAUUACUGACCCUGUCGUACUCCCACCAGCUAUCUUCGCAGACCGUGAGAAAGUCAUGCGCUCUUCAGGCCGUAAUCCAGGCCGAAUAGAAGAUCACCCCGAGUACGUCGUCCUCCCGUUCAAGCCGCCCGAAGGCCUGCCGCCAAAGAUGCUGGCCAAGAACCACCGCGCUCAAGUCUUCUAUUUCUCUCCGGAGGCUCUGGCCGCGCUAAAGAAGGAAGCAUCCCCCAAGAAUGCCUCUGAGCCGACAGACGUGCCCUGGAUUUCGACCAAUGAUGCCUUGUCCGCGUUGCUGUGGAGGACAGUAAUGGCCGUCCAGUGGCCCCUCGAAACCCUAGAAAGCGUCAAUCAGGAUCAAGAAUCAUUUUUCAACAUCGCCCUGAACGGCCGCUUACGAACUGAUCCCCCCGUCCACCCGAACACACUUGGCUGCUUCCUUGAAUACAUCGGGGUGUCGAUGCCCGUGCACAAGAUGCUCACUUCCGCCCAGUUGGCCGAUCUAGCUGUCUUGAUCCGCCAGGCACUGCAACGAGUGAGCAACCAGCACACAGACGACGUAAUUUCCCUGAUCGAGCAGCUCGAUGAUAUUAGGAAGAUAUUCCCGGCCUCGCUGGUUGACCUGCCUGGGUUCAAUUGCAUGCUGACUUCGUGGGUUGACUUUGCAUUGCAUAAUUUGGAUUGGGGAACAUUGCUGGGAGGUCAUAUCGAGUCGGUGCGGGCGCCGCAUGUCGGGGUUAUAAAUGGUUUGCAGGUGGUGUUGCCCAAUCCGCGGGAGGGCGGGAUGGAGGUUCUGGUUGGGGUGGCGGAUGGAUGUUUGGAGAAGCUGCUCAAUGAUCCGCUGUGGAUGAAGUAUGCAGUGGCGCGGUGA